AUGUCCCUGGGCUCCCUGGUCGCCAACUUGUUCCCCGGUCGAACGCCCAGUAGUCAACAGGAUCGCAACGAAUUUACUGUCGCUGAUGAUGGGCUGUCAGCAGGAAAGCUCGACUUUGCGGAUGCCAAAUUUGAAGCUGGAGGACUUGGGGCGAAAAAGAUGGCACCGAAAGAGAAUGAAGAGGAGCGACGGCCGCCCUACUUACAUUCUAUGAUUGCUGGAGGACUGGGUGGAACAACGGGGGACCUGUUGAUGCACUCGCUGGACACAGUCAAGACGCGACAGCAAGGUGAUCCGCAUAUCCCACCGAAAUAUACGUCGAUGUCGACUUCCUAUGCCACGAUCCUACGACAAGAAGGAAUACGGCGAGGUCUAUACGGGGGCUGGGUACCGGCUUUACUAGGAUCUUUUCCUGGAACCGUGAUAUUCUUUGGGACCUAUGAAUACAGCAAGAGGCAUAUGAUUGAUUUUGGCAUUACACCACAGCUUGCCUAUCUCAGCAGUGGAUUUCUUGCAGACUUCGCAGCAUCUUUCGUCUAUGUGCCGUCAGAAGUCCUCAAAACUCGUUUACAACUGCAAGGCCGAUUUAACAACCCCUUCUUCAAAUCAGGAUACAACUAUAAAUCCACUGCCCAUGCCGUUAGAACCAUUGUCAGGCAAGAAGGCUUUUCUGCACUCUUUUACGGUUACAAGGCCACGAUUUUUCGGGACCUUCCGUUUUCAGCAUUGCAAUUCACAUUCUAUGAGCAAGCACAGACCUGGGCAAGGGAGUGGAAGGCGAGUAGAGAAAUAGGGCUGCCAUUGGAGCUUACUACGGGUGCUGCCGCUGGUGGACUCGCGGGAGUGAUCACUUGUCCACUCGACGUCGUAAAGACGAGGAUCCAGACGCAGGUCAACGAGACUGUACAACCAGACUCAAAGCAAGCUCCAAUGAGGACGCUAUCAUCUCAUGCGAAAACUGGAUCAACGGUAUUUAAACGACAAAUCAGAACGAUUUCGACUUCUUCUCCUUCAACACAUACUCCACGACCCGGGUCGGUAAAUCUCGACACCUCCUCGGUCUUUACGGGUUUGAGACUCAUUUACAGGACCGAAGGAAUAGCUGGAUGGUUUCGUGGUGUUGGGCCCCGACUUGUGUGGACGAGUACACAAAGCGGGUGCAUGCUCUUCUUGUACCAAAGCAUUUUAAAGGAGUUGGAGCAUUUGGCUGCUCCGAACCAGGUGUCAGCUGUAUGA
This is a messenger RNA of Drepanopeziza brunnea f. sp. 'multigermtubi' MB_m1, 1236 nucleotides long. RefSeq lists its product as uncharacterized. Lineage: Eukaryota; Fungi; Ascomycota; Leotiomycetes; Helotiales; Drepanopezizaceae. Gene Ontology annotation, biological process: magnesium ion export from mitochondrion. The record is from RefSeq and is a predicted model, not a curated record. Gene Ontology annotation, molecular function: magnesium ion transmembrane transporter activity.